Molecule: messenger RNA, 1538 nt
Organism: Entrophospora candida
Lineage: Eukaryota; Fungi; Glomeromycota; Glomeromycetes; Entrophosporales; Entrophosporaceae
Source: the annotation of a GenBank genome assembly
AGAUAUUUAAUGAAUCAAAAUGUUCAAUUAAUUAUGAUGAUAAAACUUUAUUUAAUAAUAAUAAUAAAUCAUUAAUGAAGUCUGCAUCAGAAAUCACUUGUAAUAUUUUAUCUAAAUUAUUUACCGAAGUUUCACAUCAUCAAACUAUUGGAAACAAAUCUAUAUUUUUAAUAUUUGCUCAACACCUGGAUAAUACAUUGAAUAUUGACAAAUAUGUGGAAAAUCUUGAAGAUGUUAAAGGAAACAACAAUCACAGUGAUAGCGAUAAUGAUAUUUUUGAUAAAUAUGAAAACACAAAAAGUUCCAAGGAUAAUAAUAAAAAUGACAACACAAGUAGCCAAUCAAACCAUGAUGGUGAUGGUGAGACUAUUAGAUUGCUAGAAAUUGGAAAAUUGCCAGAUAUGAAUCAGAUUGUUGAUAUAUAUCCAAAGGUUAUUUCUUAUCAGUUUCCACUUUUAUUAUUAUUAACUCAAUCAAAGACAAAGAAAGAAGGAAAUACAACUACAACUGCAACAAAAAGUGAAUUGAAUGUUUCUUUGCCUCGAUAUGAAAAGAUAGGACAACAACUUUACAAGGCUUUAGUUAGACAAUGUGAUCUUUGGAAACAUUUAAAAGCACUUUCUGGGAUGUAUUUUAUGUUACAGGGUGAAUCUAUGCAUCAAUUAUGUGAUAUAAUAUUUGAUAGGAUUGAUAAAAAGCAAGUUUGGUAUGAUGGAUAUGUUAUUAACCAUAUUUUUCUAAACGUUGUAGAAAAUUUUAAAUGGUUAGAUAAAAAUUUAGUUAGUGCUUGGAUUGAUGAUGAUGAUUCUACAAAAAGACCAAAUACAACAACUGUUAAUGUUUUUGAAAAAAUUGUUAUUGAUUAUCGUUUGCCAUGGCCAUUGAACAUUAUAAUACACAAUAAGACUUUAAAAUAUUAUAAACGUAUUAUAAUAUUUUUAUUACAAGCGAAACGAGCAAAAUACCUUUUGGAAAGAUUAGCAUUUACCAGGAUUCAAAGUCAUCUAGAAAAAACAGCAGCCAUGAUAUUAUUUUAUGGUGUCAGAAUAAAAUUAUUAUGGUUUUUAAAUACAAUUUAUGAUUAUACAAUGAGAACAAUACUUCAUUCAGAAACUGAAAAUUUUCAUAAAAAAAUGAAACAAAUUUUUGACGUUGAUGAAAUGGUAAAAAUGCAUGAACAAUUUAUUCAAACAACAUAUGAUAGAUGUUUACUCAAUGAAAAGGCAAAACCUAUUCAUAAUUCAAUAUUGGAUGUAUUCAAUUUGACAAUACAAUUUACUACGUUAUAUACAAGAUAUCAAGGUGAAAAUGUAUCAUUUUUUGAUCAUUCUAAAGAUGAUCAAUGGAUCAGGCCAAAUAAAAAUGAUAACAAACCAUUGAUACCUUCAAUAGUAGACUAUGAAGACUUUCUCCAAGGUCUAACUAUAAUUGAUAAGGAAUUCAAUAGACAUAAAGAGUUUAUAACUGAUACCGCUAGAGAAAUUGCAAAAGUUGGAGGUUUUUGGUGGCUUGAUUCUUUAGCACUGUCAUUAGGAUAA